Messenger RNA from Phlebotomus papatasi, 8233 nucleotides. RefSeq names its product unconventional myosin-XVIIIa-like. Lineage: Eukaryota; Metazoa; Arthropoda; Insecta; Diptera; Psychodidae. Bases 684 to 6833 code for a protein of 2049 amino acids. Gene Ontology annotation, cellular component: myosin complex. The record is from RefSeq and is a predicted model, not a curated record. Gene Ontology annotation, molecular function: ATP binding; cytoskeletal motor activity; protein binding. The transcript is spliced from 21 exons.
AAAUCUCUUCAGUCCGAGUCCGAAAUCCGAGUGUUCGGGGCGAGUGAAUUUUUUCUCUUGCAUUUUAUCUCUUAAAAAUUGUUUAUUUACUUAAAUAUUAGGAAUCCACUUCAACAUAGUGACUCACUGUGUACAAAAAAUCCGAUAGCCACGCAGUUAGCAUCGAAUUGGUGUCGUGUGAGAUUGAAUCGAUAGGUGUUUCAGUGAGAAAAAAGUGCUGAGGGGGCUGGAGCUCCUCUAAUGUCGUCUGAAAAGUGAAUUGUAAUUUGUGUCUCACAGCAAGAAAAUCACGGAGAGGACGGUGUUUGGUGAAAUUGGUAGAAAAUCGUGGCAAUAUUUGCUGUGAGUGCCUCGGCAUCUGCUCCAUUGAGCACGAAAAAUCUGUGGCACUCUUGUGAGUUUGUUUCCGGAAGUCUCUGUGUCUCUCACCCACACUGUGCUCCAUUGUUUUCGAGAGAGAAAAAGUCGCCUGUCCUGGAAAUAGAGGUUGAAUUUGGGGCGAAAUUUGGCGGUGUCUGAGUACUAGAAGAAGUGGCCGAGAGGCCCAGACAAUGGCCGGAUACCGUUGCACCGAAUAGUUAACUUAGCAGGCCAAAAUAGUGGAAUAACUGUUCUCCCAGCGCACCUUGUUCUCGCCUUUUUUUUUGCUUUCUCGGGUGGCGGAGCCCAACGCCCAAGAUAAUAUGUUCAAUUUUAUUAAGAAGGAAAAGUCCGACAGGGAUGAGAAGGAGCGCAGGAAGCGCGAGAAGAAGCUGCGAAAGGAAGCUAAGCAGGUUUCCGGAGGCAGCCUGAUGUCCACGGAGGAACUGCUACGGCUGGAUGAGGUUCGGCGUUCACUGAAAAUUCGCGGAAGGCGAAAGGAGAAGGAAAAAUUGCCAAGUGGAAUAACAGCUGACUAUAGUGCUGAAUUCUUUGCACAAUUGGACAUUGAUCGUGGUGUUGAGAUGGAUCGUGGUACUGAAGAAGUGUUGGCCACAGCAAAUACCACAAUAGACAACAAUGGUUAUUCGCACAAGCAAAUUGCGUACAACAUUUCUCAGUCGGACAGCUCAGAAAAUUCCCUGCAGUCGCUCAAAUCGCGACUUUUGCCACCAGUUCCGCCAAAACCACCUAAGCGUGGCAUCCUGAAGGGACCCCGAAUUAAUGUGGCAUCAACUAUUGAGGAGUCUUCCAACAUUCCAUCACCAGAUUCAUCGUCAAUCCUUCUCAGGAAUACAUUGCAGAAUGAGGUGAUUGCCUAUCACAAUGUACCAAUGAAGGGCUUCAUGGCGGACCAUUUGAAGUGUGAUGUUGGUGAAAAUCAACACAAUGCUUCAAUGAUGAAUACACUUCACAUUAUAACAUCUCCAUCACCCAGUGCAGAGAGUUUGACCGACACGACAACUAAUUCAUCAUUUGCAACACCUCCAUUCUCCCUUAGUCCCAUUGGUGAAUCACAGGGUUUGCACCGAUGGUCCCGUGUGCAAGCAUUUGAAGACAUAAGUCUUCCACUUCCACCCAUUAAAUUGGUAAAUCUUCCAGCACCGAGAGAAUUGGUGAUUAAGCGCCAGAAGACACCACGCAAUGAUUUUGGCUUUAGUUUACGAAAGGCCAUCUGUCUUGAUCGUUCUGCUUCCCUGUUUUCACCUGUAUUCAGACCGGUCAUCUUUGCGGAACCUGGUGCACAGGGAAAUGCCACGGGACUUUUACCCGGAGAUAGACUCAUCAAAGUCAAUGGUAUUUCCGUUGAGGAUUUGCCGCGGGAAACCAUAAUUGAGAUGAUCCGCAAUAGUGGCGAAAGUGUCACUGUUCAGGUGCAACCAGUUGGAGAACUGGUGGAGCUCUCUAGACGCUGCAUGACAAAUUCGGGCGAUGAAACUGAUCGUGUGGGGACCAGCGUAUCCAACUGCAAUACUCUACGACGAAGUGCAAGCAAGAGAUUUAAAUCUGAGACCAAAAUUGAGGGUGACGAUGGUCCAUGGACAACAACAAAUGGUGAAAGUGUAUGGCUUGUCCAUCGUGGUGGUUUUUGUGCUGCCACGAGAUUCUUACAGAAGAAUCCGGGAGAGAGCAAUGGGAAGGUUCUCAUUGAACUGCAGCACAGUGGUGAGCAAUUGCAUGUGGACGAGGAUGACAUUGAGAAGGCAAAUCCAUCGAAGCUGGAUCUUGUGGAGGAUAUUUGUCAGCUGAAGCAUCUCAAUGAGGCGUCUGUGUUGCAUUGUCUACGCCAGAGAUAUGCCAGCAACCUCAUUCACACCAAAGCGGGACCCACUUUGAUGGUGGUCAAUCCCAUGGCUCCAUUGUCUCUCUACUCUGAAAAGGUGGUGUCAAUGUUUCGCGGAUGCAAGACUGAGGAUAUGCCUCCGCAUGUCUAUUCACUGGCACAAACCGCCUACAGGACAAUGCUUGAGACGAGACGUGACCAAAGUUUAAUAUUUAUGGGACGUUCCGGUUCCGGGAAAACUACAAGCUUUAAACACGCACUGUACUAUUUGGCUCUGGCUGCAGGUUCUGUGAACAAAUUAUUGACUGCUGAAAAGGUGAAUGCAAUAAAUACAAUUUUAGAGGCAUUUGGCAAUGCUAAGACCUGCAUGAAUUCAAAUGCAACGAGAUUUACACAGAUUCUCAGUCUCGACUUUGAUCACAGUGGGCAAAUUGCGUCGGCAUCUGUACAGGUGUUACUGCUGGAACGAAAUCGCUGUGGGAGACGCAUUGGGAAUGAUUGUACUUUUCAUGUUUUGACGAGAUUACUGGCCGGUGCUGAGGGGAGUCUCCAGAAGGAGCUCCACUUAGACAAUGUAUCGUCAGAUGAGAGUAAUCCUUUUAUUCAGUUACCACAGAAAUUGGAGGAUAGGCAGAAGGCCUCGUCGGAAUUUGUGAGAUUAGUUCAGGCAUUUUCCAUGCUCAAUGUUGAGGCAUCAUCUGUGAAAGCUUUAUGGCACGUUUUGGCAGCGAUUUAUCAUUUGGGUGUGGCGGGUGUUACCAAGAUUGGGGUUGGUGCCACAGCAAGGACACAAUUUGCCAAUCCAUCUGCUGCAAGGAGGGCUGCAACAUUGUUGGGAAUAUCGAUGGAAGAUCUGACGAGUGCCGCUUUUCAGAGUGGCAGCAGUAGUCCAGCAAGAUCGCCCACAGACAGUGCUGAUGCCUCAUGGGAUGGUCUGGAGGCACUUAUAGUGGGAUUGUACUCUGAGACGAUGGCGGCUGUUGUGAGCCUCGUAAAUAAAGCCAUUUCAACGUCAGCACAUACAAUUGCUUCAAUCUUAUUGCUCGAUUCACCAGGAUUUCAGAAUCCUGCGAGUUGUGGUCAACAAUCUGGAGCUACUCUCUCAGAUUUGCGUCACAAUUAUCUGCAAGAACGUCUUCAGCUUUUAUUCCAUCAUGUAACAUUAGUGGCACCUCGUGAUCGAUAUGCUCAGGAAUUGGUGGAGUUGGAUAGUGAGGGAAUUCCAGAGUCAAAUCCCGCCCAAUUGGUAUCAUUGAUCGAUAAAGCUCCACAGAGUCAUGUGGUUAGGACAUCACAGAGAGAUCUCCGGGAGCAAGAUCGUCGGGGAUUGCUGUGGUUGCUCGAUGAAGAAUCCAUCUACCCUAAUUCCAAUGAUGACACUUUCUAUGAAAGACUGUUCAAUCAUUAUGGUGAUCGUGAGCAUCAGAAUCUACUGAGACGUGCUGGCGGCAGUCGUCAGUUUAUUCUGCAACAUUUGCAGGGUACAAAUCCUGUACUGUAUUCAGCCACAGGUUGGCUCAAAGCAUCCAAAGAACAUCCAGCUACUAAAGCUGCUACGACACUCCUUCAGGAUAGUUCAAAAGAGGACAUCAGUCGAUUAUUUAUUUCGGCAUUUGGUCGUGGAAAUGGAGCAGUAUUUUGUGGUUCAAUUGCCGGAAUGGAAGGUUCACAAUCACUAAGACGGGUUUCAAGUAUAAGACGAUCAUUUACAACGGCAGGAGUGAAGAGGAACUCCCUGAUGCUUCAGGUGAAGUUCACUGUUGAUGGAAUUGUUGACACAUUCCGUCGAACUGGUACACACUUUGUGCACUGUUUUAUGCUUCAGCACAAUGCAGGAACAACAACAGCCAAUAGUCAGACAAGUCCACAGCAUACAAGUGAAGAUAUUGUCAAUAUUCCACUUGUUAGAAGUCAGCUAAGAGGAUCGCAAAUUCUCGAAGCAGCACGACUUCAUCGACUGGGUUUUCCGGAAUCUGUGCCACUUCAUGAAUUUGUACGACGUUUUGGCCUCUUGGGAGAUGUUCAGGUGAAAGAUCAAACUGUGGAACAGAUCCUGUCAUCCAAUGAAAUUGACUCAUCGACAUACCGCAUUGGACCGAGUCAGGUGCUCUUCCGUUCGGGUGUUUUGGGUCAGUUGGAAGCGAAACGCGAUGAAUUGCUCUCUGACCGCAUCAUUCAAUUCCAAUCGUACUGUCGUGGCUACUUGGCCAGACGAAGAGUGGCCCAGAGGAGAGUUCAGGAAUUGGCCGUAAGAUGUAUCCAGCGAAAUGUUCGGGCAUUCCUCAUGGUACGUGAUUGGCCGUGGUGGCGUCUUUUGGUUCGAGUGACCCCAUUGCUCAAUGUACAUCGCACAGAGGAACAACUGAAAGCGGCCAACGAUGAAUUGCAGACACUAAAAGCAAAAUUGGACAAAAUCGAGACAGAACGAGCUACACUCAAGGCAGAAAAUGAGAAAUUAGAGGCCAAGCUGUCGGAAAUGACUGUGGACUUGGCUGAGGAGCGUUCUACGGCUAAUUUGGCCAGUGAACGCCUCGAGGCGGAAGCUGCAGAACGAUUGAAAUUGGAAAAGGAGCUGCAGGAUCAGCAAGGAAAAAUUCGCACACUUCAGGAGUCAUCGGAAAAGUUGGAAAUGGAAUUGAUUUGUGCCAAAUCCGAUCUCAAUGGAAUCUCGGAGGAUGAGGAUGGUGAUAAUGAUGAUGGUGCUGGUGGUGUCUACAAGUUGAAAUACGAACGUGUUGCACGUGAACUUGAAUUUACCAAGAGACGACUACAGACCCAGCAUGAGCACGACUUGGAGCAAUUAGUGGGAUUGAAGAAACAACUGGAAAAGAAAUUGGCGGAUGCAUAUGAAGAGGUGGAGGAGCAACGACAAGUUGUUGGACAGUGGAAGCGAAAGGCACAGAAGAUGACGAAUGAGAUGAAUGACUUGCGAAUGCUACUGGAUGAACAGAAUAGUCGCAAUAAUUUGCUAGAGAAGAGACAGCGGAAAUUUGAUUCAGAAUGUCAAUCACUGCAAGAGGGUGCUAGGCAGGAGAAACAAUCCAAGGAUCGUCUGGCACGUGAGAAGGAUAUCCUCAUUGCGGAGAAAUUUACGUUGGAGCAAAAUUUGGCGGACAUACGUCUUGAGUUGGAGCUGAAAGAGGAGAAGUUAUCAUCGUUGCAGCGUGAAUUGGAAGAGAUGACUUUUGGUGGUGGAACUGAAGAAGAAGUGGCUCAGCUUAAACGUUCCAAGUUGGAAUUGGAACGUCGGAAUAAGGAGCAAGAGGAGGAACUUGAUGAAAUGGCAGGACAAGUUCAGCUAUUGGAACAAGCGAAAUUGCGAUUGGAAAUGACACUGGAAACGAUGCGAAAAGAAGCAAGACGUGAAGCCCAGCAGCGGGAUGAUGAAUUAGAAGAGGCACGAGGGGCAUCGUACAAGAAGAUUAAGGCACUUGAGUGUCAAUUGGAGACUGAACAUGAGGAGCGAACGCUUCUUCUGCGCGAAAAGCAUGAAUUGGAGAGAAGACUGGCAGCUGCAGCGGAGCAGGAUCGAGCUGAUCGAGCAGCCGAGGAAUCGGCUAUUCAGAAAUUGAAGCGCGAUCUGAGAAAGUACAAAGCAUUGCUUAAGGAUGCUCAGUCGCAAUUGGAUCGUGCUAAGGCAGAUUCACCAGGAAAAGUAUUGAUUAGGCAGCUGAGAAAUCAAAUUGAGGACGCUGAAGCGGCACGCACAAUUGCCGUUAAGGCACGUCAGACUGCUGAGGCAGAAUUGACUGAUCUGCAGUCAGUCCUGGAGGAGACGCAGAGGGCAAAGAGUGAGGCAGAAGAUAAAUCUACUCAGGCACAUCGAGAUCGAUCUGAGCUGCAGGCACAGAUUGAGGAGAAUGAGGAGGAAAUGGCUGAACUCAUGAAGAAGUACACAGCUACCGUGAAGCAGUUGAAUACGGAACAAAUGGCAUCAUCGGAGUAUGAAAUCAAAAUCAGUGAACUGGAGGCUGAGAAGAAUUCCCUCAAAGAGCAAAUUGCCGAACUUACAGCUAGGGUGGAGAAUGUUGAGAAUAUGAGUGAUCCAUCGGCUAGUCUGCUCAGUAAGCGUCUCGAACUGCGAACGAAAGAGUUGGAGUCUAAGUUGGAACUGGAGCAGGCCACAAAGGCGAGAGUUGAAGUUCAGUGUAAUCGUCACAAGGAUGCUCUGGAGAAACUUCAGCAAGAGAUGAGUCUUGUGAGAGCUAGAGAAAUGCAGUACCAAGAAUCUCUCAAAAAGACACAAAAGAGUUUAAGGGAACUGCGGGAAGAAUUGCAUACUGUGUCAAAUCGUGAGCAAGAGAGUACAGUCAAACGAAAAGACUUGGAGAAGCGUCUUGAGGCUGCAGAAUCUGAAUGUACAAGUGCAAAGAAUGAUCUGCGACUGGCUCUACUGCGAAUUUCAGAUUUGCAAACAGCAAUGGAAGAAGGAGAUGAAGAUCCAACAGACAGUGAUCAAGACAGUGAUAGCUCAGAUGAUUCCCUGAGUGAUUUGGAGCAACGACUUAAUCCAAUUCGUCCCCGACUCACCAGUCGGAUUGCUGCCAAGGAGACAAAUGGGGUUGCAGAUGAUGCCCUUGUUAUACGAGAAGGAAAAUCAGACAACGGACCAAGUUUUUUCUUACUGUAGGAUCUCUGUUGCCUUGUCACCUUCGUCUUCAACAUCUCAUGGAAAUGGUGACACGUCGUAUGCUUAGAAAUAUUAUUGAAAAAAAAGAAACAAGAAAUAUGCAUAAAAAAAAUGGUAGAAACUUUUUCUAUUCGACAUACAUAUUUUGGUAGAAUAUACUUAAACAUGAAAACCAAGUAUAGAAAUAAUAUAUAUUAAAUUUUAUUGUAAUUUUUUCACAUAUAAAUCAAUAAUUUAUUAGAAAUUGUAUAAUCAACAUAUAGGUUUUCUAUAUAUCAACUCUCAAUGCUUAUGAACAAAUUUUUUUAGGAUGAAAAUUGAAAAAAAAAAGAGAAAAGUCUUAUAAUAUUAUCAAGAGAAGAGAUGAGUAAUAAAAAAGGAACAUGAGUACUUGUUAAUAAUUUUAUUUAAUUUUAUGUAAAUUUUAUAAAUAUUGUAUACUACCACUAUAUUUAAUACAUUAUAGACGGAUAAUGUUUUCUUUUGAUCCAUUUCUUAACUGUCUUUUUUUUGUUUUUACCUUAUUUAUUAGAUGAAAAAACAUAUAUUUGUUUUCCGAAGGACAAUGCAAAGAAAUAAUAAGAGAAAGUAGUGAAUGUGUUAGGUGAAAGAAGACAAAAAAAACGUGUUAAAACAACGAAAAUCAAUCCGGCUAAAAUUAGAACAAAAUGUACAAAAAAAAAUAAUAUCGCCAGAGCUCUUUUUCUUUAACGUUGCUCUAUUGUUAAGAAAAAUUGCAGCUCAUAUAGAAAAAAAAAGCAUAAAUUGAAAGCAAUUUGUAAUACGAAUAACAAACUAAAAUAACAACACUACUAGUCCUUUUCGUUGUAUAAUUUUUUGUUUUUAAUUUGCUUUCAGCAACAUUAAUUUAAAAAAAAGCUCACCAUCAUUUUCUGUAUGACACGUUUAACAGAAAAAAAAGUAGUGGAAUUAAUAAUUGAAAAUCAUCAUUCAUAUCAAAAGACGAGAAUGUGUUUGUUUAUUGGAAAAGAAUAGAUAUUGUUGGAUUUCUCGUCUAUUAGUUUUUUUUUACAAAAUAACGUAGUACCAUUUAAUUAAUUGACGAGAAAUAGUAAACUAUACGUUUUUUAUUUGGCGUUUUCAAUGUGGAAAGGAAAUUUUUGAUAAGGAAGGAAAGUAUAACUGUAUAAUCAUUAUUAGCUUAAUAAUUGAAAAAUUAUACAUGAAAAAAAAACUUUAUUAUAUUUAUGAAUGGCAAACAAAUAAUCUAAUAUUGAAUGUAGUUUAAUUAUUACAUGUUAAAGAAAUUCCCUACAAUUUAUUUCAUCUCCAUUUUUUUCACGUAUACACGUAUUUUUCUUUUUUCUUCUAAGAAAGGAAAAAUCAAAAUUAAUUAUGAAAUCUUGCUAUUAAUAUAAAAUGUAUUAAUACAAAAUGAA